Molecule: messenger RNA, 1308 nt
Organism: Kockovaella imperatae
Lineage: Eukaryota; Fungi; Basidiomycota; Tremellomycetes; Tremellales; Cuniculitremaceae
Product: Alpha/Beta hydrolase protein
Exons: 10
Coding region: 130-1281 (383 amino acids)
Cellular component (GO): membrane
Molecular function (GO): lipase activity
Source: RefSeq, a predicted model, not a curated record
UACACCAAUAACUGAAACAAUUGCUGGCCCCCGGUUAAUCUCCCCACAUUUUUGCUUCCGGAGUUCAUUCAACGCUCGUCAUUACAAGGAAUCUGGUCAAAUGGUGUUUGCAACUAUAGAUCACGAACAAUGAGCCCCCUAUGGGAUGUCGUGGAGCCAUACUUGAAAGGGGCAGGUCUAUACCAGCCUACAGACCUCACUUACGGAAGGUGGAACAUCGGACACCACCCUCCCGUGAAGGACUUGCUCAAUGAUCCAAAGCUCAAGCACUCCUACCGCCGAGUCUUCAUCGCCGACGAGGUUCCAGUCAGAGCUUUGGACUCUGAGAUAGUCGAUCUAGGGCCAGAGACGCUCAGAUCGUCCGAAAAUUGGCUAUCGUACAGCAUUUGGGAGAUGCCUGAACCUGAUCAGGACGGGUGGGAGGAAGAAGGGAGGGGUCGCGGAAAAGACCUGGUCCUCAUACAUGGCCUCAGCGACUAUGGACUACGUUACGCUCCGCAUAUUAGACACUUCCUUCGAGCUGGCUUUCGUGUUGUCAUUCCAGAUUUGCCGUCUUACGGACGAUCCACUGGUGUACACUCAUAUAUCCCUGCUCCCCGUAUUCUUUCCUCCGCUUUGCAUUGCGUACUCACGGACCUGGUGAGACACGACAUUACUGAAGGUCUUGAGCAAAGGAAGGUCUUCCUGAGUGGAAGCUCCCUUGGAGGAUGGACAGUGCUAUAUUAUCUGUCGCAAUAUCCGCCCACUACGUCGACUGCGAAGGCAGCGAGCAAUGACGAGACCCGAAUACAGAUAGCAGGCGCUUACGUUCUAUGCCCCAUGGUAUCAGUAUCCGCCGAGUCGCGACCGUGGAAAGUUACGGAGUACAUCGGGCGCUGUCUUCGUUACGUUGCUGGUCCGCUGCCGCUGGCGAAGUCGCUGCGAGGCAAGGUAUCUGAUGAUCCGCGUGUGGAAGAAGACUUUUUCGCGGACCCACUCUGCUAUCAUGGCUAUGUCCGUGUGGCCACGGCGUUCAUGUUGCUAGAUGCGAUGGCUGAAUUGGACGCUUCAGCUGAGAAGAUCAACGCCCCUAUUCGACUCGUUCAUGGAUCCUCCGAUCGUGUCACAUCUCCGUCCGGUACUUUGCGACUAUUUGAGAGGCUGCCUCAUCAGGACAAACAGGUAGAGAUCUUUGAGGGUUACGAACACAUCAUGCUCAAGGUGGGAAUUGAUGAGCAGGACGAUGCCAAGCGACAACGAGUCCUGAAUGACUGGCGUCGCUGGCUCAUCGAUAGAUGUUGAGAAGUAAUGCAUGUAUAAGUGCCACAC